AUGCUAUUACCAUCUACUAUCUUCAGUUGUAUAAUUGGUGUGCCUUUUGUUUUAAUCUCCUUAUAUUAUCAAAGAAAAAUAACAUCCUUAAUUGAACAGAUUCAAAAUUCUUUAAAUACUGAAAAUAAUAGUAUAUAGUAACCUUAAAAUGAAUUUCAAGCAUGUAAUAACAUUAAUAAUGAAUAAGAAUGUUUUUCUGAAAAAGAUAAAUAAUCCAACGAAAACUAUGGUAAUUCUUUAUUACACAAUCUUUAGAUCAAAAAUAAUAAAAGAACAAAAAUUAGGAUUAAAAUUUUACAUUUUAGCCUAAAAAUCCAGAGUCCAAUAAUGAAUUCAAUAAUGGCUUUAAAAAGAACGAUUCUUAUUAAAAAUUUAAUAGGUAAAAUGAUGAGAUUGCUCCUAUAAGUACUGAAAAAUUGGAUAAUAAUAUAAAUGAUAUUGUUAUUUCGAUUGAGAGUUCUCCAAAUAAAAUUUUAUCUGAAGAAUAUAUUAUUUAAACAACAAAAGGAAAUGAAAAAUAAUAAAAAUCAAUAGAUACUGAUUAAUAACAAUUAAAAUAAAAUAAUAAAUAAUAAAAAUAAGAGAUCGAGAAUUGUAUAAAUUAAUUUGAGAGAAUUUAAACAAUUUUUCUUUUUUGUUCAUUUAAUAUAUUCAUAGAAGCAAUAAUAGGAAGAAUAUUUAUAAAAUAUUUGAAAUAGAAAAUUUAAUUUCCUUCAUUCAUUUAUUAAGCCUGUAUAAGUGCUGGAAUAGCAAUAAUAUUAUUUAACAUAUUUGGUCAAAUUUUAUAUAAAUUUUUUGGAGAAUCUUAAUAAAUUAGAAUAAUUUUUAGAUUUUUCUUAGUAUUUUAUGGAUUAGGCAUGACAUUUCCAUUAUAUUAUGGAUAUGAUCAAUAUUUAGAUUUAGAAUGCAUAACUAUAAGUUUAGCAAUCACAAUAUCUUUUAUAUUGCAAUAAUUUAUUUAUUAUAUUGGAUCAAAUUGGAACUCUAAACAAAUAUAAUUAAUGUUAGGAAAGAAUAAGAUUACUAAAUGA
Paramecium sonneborni is the source of this 1031-nucleotide messenger RNA. Lineage: Eukaryota; Ciliophora; Oligohymenophorea; Peniculida; Parameciidae. The record is from the annotation of a GenBank genome assembly.